GAGACAAAGAAGGAGGAAGCGGGGAAAGCUGAAGGUCCAACGGGGGGAGAGAUCGGUGAACGGUGGAGGGCUCUGGCUGGGAGCAACAGCUGGAGAAACCGACGCGCGUCCAGGGAGCAGGAAGGAUUGAUUGAUGGAGGAGGCAGGGAGCGACCGAGGGGUGGCAGAAUGAAGCAUCUCUGAUGCGGUGGUUGUAGGCAGUGAACGAGGAUGGACAGGCAGGCAGGCAGACAGGCGGAGGCAAGAAAGGAGGGAGCCAUGGGAUAGAGCGGAGGGCAGCACCCCGGGCCCACGGAAGCCCCCCAGCUGGCCAGCGCUUCCAGUUCCUCCGCUCUCCGUCCUCUUGCGGCGCGCAACUCUCCAAAGUUGGUCCCAGAUGUCGGGACGGGCGGUUCGAGCAGAGACACGCAGCCGGGCCAAGGAUGACAUCAAAAAAGUGAUGGCCGCCAUCGAACACGUCCGCAGAUGGGAAAAGAGGUGGGUUACUGUGGGGGACACGUCCUUACGGAUCUACAAGUGGGUACCAAUUGUGGACCCCCGGGAUGAGGAGAAAAGGCGUCUGGCAAGCAAUAGCGAGCAGCAGAGAACCAAAGAAAGGAGAAGCCGGAUUCCCAGUCCGCGGAGCAGCUCUGCCCUGCUCAUGUUGGAUCUCAACGAUGAGAACAGCAACCAGAGUUCGCUGUCUGAGACCUCCUUAGUGAAAGGAGGAGACAACAGCCCCAGCCCCACGCCGGAUCGUAGUCAGACUGUAACCCCCACACCGAUGGGGGAGCUGAAGGCAGAGGAUUCUCAGCCUCCCUUGCUGGGGCAGGAAGCAGAUUCCGGGGUGCUGCUUUUGGAGGGGACAGAUGAGCCCCCCAUGCUUACAAAAGAAGAGCCAGACCCCAAGACAGCGGACACCCCGGUGAAGGACACAGGAGGCUCCUUUGAGCCCACAGUAGCCCUUGAGAAGCAGAUACCCGAGGCCGAAGAAUCGCCGUCGCUGGGGGUUCCACCGCUGAAACGCAUCCGCACCGAGCCCCAAGAAUCAGAGCCCAGCCAGUCCUCCGAGUCUUAAGCUCAGGCCUGCUCUGACUCUUUCCAUCUCUGUGGAACGUGUGUCUGUGUGUCUGUGUGAAGAACUUUCUGGAAAUUAAUGUAUUAGGGCAAUACUACGUAAAAAAUAUCUGCCGCUUGUGAAGCAUUCCCAUUCUCCUGUGCCUGCUCUGCCCCCUGGUGGAGACACACCGUAAGCUGAUGACAGUUACAGGUAAAGAAACAUGGCAGCACCUGUGGACGCUCCAGACUCCACGUUUGCUUAUGAAUUGCCAUUUUUUUAAACACUGGGCAUGUGUUAUUUGCAAGAUUAGAAGGAAGCAUUGCAGAUAGAAACAGAAGAUCUGCAGAAACUGUAUAGGGAAAUGGGGAUGAAAGGGCAAGGCUUCUUGAGUUUAGUCGCCUUCCAGGUUCCCAUAGGCUGUCUUUUGAGGAACUAAGAAUUGUGCUGUGUGUGUGUGCUGGGGUGGAACUUAAAAGAACGUUUGCCAAAAGGCAAGCACCAACAGGAUGAUUUUAAGAAGUCUUAGGAAACUUACAAGGCUCCCAGUGACUUAAAAGUGGAGGGGCAUCCAGUAAUCGAACGCGAGGCAGCCUCUUCACCUGCCCCCAAUCCACAUUUUACAAAAUGCGUCGCUUUACCCUAUUUGCUUACGUUUGCUUUAUGUAUAACUGUAUGGCUUCUGUGAUUCAGAGGAAAGGAGAGGCCCAUGGGAUCUUUAAACAAUUUUGUUCAGAACCAUGAGAAACAGAAGCUUGAUACCAGGUUUUUUUUUUAAAGUAUAUAUUCACAGGGUGACAGUUCCCACAUGGGUUGCCAGCCUCCAGGUGGUGGCUGGAGAUCUCCUGGAAUUACAACUGAUCUCCAGGCCAUAGAGACCAGUUCCCCUGGAGAAAAUGGCUGCUUUUGGGGGUGGACUCUGGCAUUAUACUCAGAUGAGAUCCCUCCCCCGCAAAUGCUAUCCUCUCCAUAAGGUUGCCAGGUUCCCUUACGUUCCUGGUGAGGGGAAGACCUGGCUCCUCCUUGCCUUCUUUAUUGUGUGCACUGUUCACGCAUGGUCCCACGGCUGCGCGAUGACGUCACUUCCGGUGCAGGGGGUACACCUGCUUCACAGCAGGCUGAUUUGGGCCUUGAACAGGCCCAAUUCGGCCCUUUUGGGGCCUAUGGCGAAGCACAGGAGUGCUCCUGGGGCAGCACGAUGCUAUCAGUGACAUCGUCAUGUCACCUGGGGAGCACGCCGGGGAAGCCCAUUCCUGAGCCUUUGUCCCCCACCGGCCAGGUAAGUGGAAGUGGGGGAUGGAGGGUGAAAGCAGGGGAUUCCCUGCCCUCAGUGGGGGAAUGGGAUCCCUACCUCUCUGGGAUCCACCCCUCCAAAUCUCCCAGAAUUUCCUAACCUGGAACUGGCAACUCUACACGCAGCCCUGAUUAAGCAUGGCAUUGGUUGUUAUUUGCUAAGAUGUUCAGUCCUAAAGUUCAAGGCUACCUGCAAGUUACACAUUCUGUCGUCAAAGACCUUUUGCUUAACUCCAGAUAUAUGGGGCUUCUCUUCAGUUCAUUAAGUGGCGAGGCCAAAGACAUUGUUCAUAGUCUUGAAAGUAUUCUCUGUGUUAUCAGUAUGUCGUGAUUUCCAGGGCGGACUGCAUUUAUACUGGAUUCUGGGGUGGAGCUCUCGAAUGGUCCGGCUCAAAUUAAGCCCUGGGAGGGGAGCGGAAAGAUCUGGGAUUCUGUUGCAAACAGGAGGGAAUUGACAAGCCUCACCUGUUGGGAGUUGAGAGGUGGGGCUGCAACUUCGGGAACCUCUUAGAUGGUGCUGAGGCUGCAGCUGGAGAAGGGGAUCGAGGGAAUCAGGAGAAUUCCUGGGUUCUGUCUCCAGAGAAUCUGAAGCAAGCGUGGGGUGCAUCUUGAGAAGGGGCCAUUACCUAUGACUUGUGGGGCCAAAGCUGGGUAGUUUCUGGAUUCUGUGUGUUGUAGGUUCCAUGGUGUACAUUUAUAUAUUUUUUCAUUAUAGAGUUUGCUACUUAAAAUGCCAGCUAUGUGUGUGUUUGUGUUCUACAAUUCCAUGACUUACCCAAAAUAUUAUCAGUCCCUUUU
Messenger RNA from Eublepharis macularius, 3127 nucleotides. It is a transcript of the gene BCL7C, whose product is annotated as BAF chromatin remodeling complex subunit BCL7C. Lineage: Eukaryota; Metazoa; Chordata; Lepidosauria; Squamata; Eublepharidae. The transcript has 6 exons. Bases 377 to 1057 code for a protein of 226 amino acids. The record is from RefSeq and is a predicted model, not a curated record.